GCCAGGUGAUGAAGUGGUACAUCGAGAAGGGCCUGUCAGCCGUGCCGAUCCACCCGAAGGAGGCCUCGGUCGAGGAGGUGCAAACGAUCGCCAGCGUGUUUGACAUCUACGAGCCCAAGGUCACGAGCGUCUCGAUCAUCACGCCGCCGCACGUCAGCCUGCCGAUCGUCAAGACGGCCCUGUUCGAGCUCGGCGUCAACGGCGUGUGGCUGCAGCCGGGCGCCGAGGACGAGGAGCUGGUGGCGUACAUCGAGACGAUGCCCGACGAGCUGCGCAGCCGCGUCGUCUACGGAGGCCCCUGCAUCCUCGUCGAGGGCGAGGCGCUGGCAAAGGCGCAGGGCAAGCUCUGACUCGUCGAGCCGCCGCUACCACCGCCGCCGCUGCCUGCGCACGAGGAGGCUGCUCUCUCCGGCUGUCUCACUCGUCUCGCUCUGUAAAUGCUCAUGAUCUGCCUCUCG
This is a messenger RNA of Tilletiopsis washingtonensis, 458 nucleotides long. RefSeq lists its product as hypothetical. The record is from RefSeq and is a predicted model, not a curated record. The coding region runs from base 9 to 350 and encodes 113 amino acids. The transcript has 3 exons. NCBI's taxonomy places the organism in Eukaryota, Fungi, Basidiomycota, Exobasidiomycetes, Entylomatales.